Messenger RNA from Mercenaria mercenaria, 881 nucleotides. Its product is annotated as cytochrome P450 20A1-like. Bases 1 to 567 code for a protein of 188 amino acids. Gene Ontology annotation, molecular function: monooxygenase activity; iron ion binding; oxidoreductase activity, acting on paired donors, with incorporation or reduction of molecular oxygen. The transcript has 5 exons. Gene Ontology annotation, cellular component: membrane. The record is from RefSeq and is a predicted model, not a curated record. Lineage: Eukaryota; Metazoa; Mollusca; Bivalvia; Venerida; Veneridae.
AUGUGUUUCAGUGUUGCUAGCGGGAUAUAUUUCCCCCUUUUGUUGUCAUGGGGGAUAUAUUUUCUUGCGACGCAUUCGGAUUGUCAGGACAAGGUCGUUGAUGAGAUCAGGAAAGUUCUCGGGGACGACGAGGUUGACCAUACAAACAUCGGAGAUUUGGAGUAUUUACGUCACGUUAUAGAUGAGACUCUGAGGUGUGCAGUCCUUGCCCCGAUGGCAGCAAGGUACCAGGACUUUGACUCGGAACUGGGCGUAUAUAGAAUACCCAUAAAUACCCCUGUGAUUCAUGCUCUUGGUGUGGCUGCUAAAGAUGAGACCGUAUUUCCCCUGCCAGAUAAAUUUGAUCCGGAUAGAUUCACACAUGAACAUGCCAGGGAGCGGCCACAUUUGACAUUUUCACCAUUUGGUUUUGCCGGGAAACGUAUAUGUCCUGGGCAGAGAUUUGCGUAUGCCGAAACAACAGUAGCUUUGGUGACCUUAUUAAGAAAGUUCAAGGUCAAAAUGGUAGAAGGUCAAAACAUCGAACCGGUCCAUGGGUUGGUAACACAUCCGAGUGAGGAAAUUUAGAUCACCAUUUCAAAGAGAUAGGCUCUAGGGAAAAUAUGUCAGUGACAGCAGACUAUACAGACAGGAUUUUGUAAUAGUCCGAACUUUCUAGUAUCCGGAUACGUACUAAUAUAUAUUUUAAUACAGUUUCCUUGAAUGUAGGUUUAAUACUGGCAUAACACUUUUAAUGCACCAUAGUAUCUGUGCUUGUUAUUAAUCACUAUCGUUGACUAUUUAAUAAAAUUGUUUAACUAUAUAAUUGCUGUUUAGAUUUCCAGCAUUCCAACAUGCAGUAUUUACCAAUGGAAUAUGUCCGACAUUUUCUGCUAUGACAA